Messenger RNA from Eimeria maxima, 1734 nucleotides. RefSeq lists its product as hypothetical. Bases 1 to 1734 code for a protein of 577 amino acids. NCBI's taxonomy places the organism in Eukaryota, Apicomplexa, Conoidasida, Eucoccidiorida, Eimeriidae. The transcript has 2 exons. The record is from RefSeq and is a predicted model, not a curated record.
AUGUCUCCUAUACAUCAUUGUGCCCUGGGGGCCCCCCAGGGCCCCCAGGGGCCCCAGGGGCCCCAGGGGAAUCAAGGGGCCCAGGGGCCCCAAGGGGGCCCCAAUCAACAACGUCUUAGUACGAGAAGCAACUCGUCAACAGGUAGUACGGAGGACGGAUCGAAGAAACAGCAGCAGCAGCAGCAGCAGCAGCAGCAGCAGCAGCAGAUGCAGCAGCAGCAGCAGCAGCAGCAGGGUAGUUAUAGACCUACAGGGUCUACUAUUCUUACACGAAGAAGAUCUGCAGGGGGGGCUCUUCUUCGUCAAGGCAGCAGCAGCAGCAGCAAUGCAGCAGCAGCAGCAGAAUCACCAACUGCUGCAGCAGCAACAGCAGCAGCAGCAGCAACAGUAGCAGCAGCAGCAACAUCAACAAGGUGUCUCCGCAGCAAUUCUUCUUAUAGUUCUUCCUCUAAGGACAAAACAGAGACAGAUAAAGGAGGAGCGCAGCAGAGACAAUCUGCUGCUGCUGCUGCCUUUGUUGUACCGGAGACGAAUGACCCUGAGCAGCACGUAGCACAUACAUACCCAGGGGGCCCUGCUGCAUUUGCUGCAGACAUGCAAGCAGCAGCAGCAGCAGCAGCAGCAGCAGCAGCAGCAGCAAAGAGUAGCAGUAUACCAAGGAGUUAUUUUGCUGCAUUGCUGCUGCUGCUGCUUAUGUUUGCUGCUGCUGUUGUUGCUGCUGUCCUUAUUGUUCGUGAUCCUUCCUUCCUUAUAAGACAUCCGCAUCAUGAUCAGCAGCAGCAGCUGCAUCUGCUGCUGCAGCAGCAGCUAAGACACGAACAGAUGCAGCACCUCCAGCAGCAGCAACUGCAGCAACUGCAGCAACUGCAGCAACUGCAACAACUGCAGCAACAGGAAGAAGAGGAACAGCAAGAAAACGAGCAACAACAAGAGGAGCAGCAGGAGGAAGAGGAGCAGCAGGAGGAAGAGGAGCAACAGGAAGAAGAACAGCAGCAAGAGGAGCAGCAGGAAGAGGAGCAGCAGGAAAACCAGGAAGAGGUGCAGCAGGAAGGGGAGCAGCAAGAGCAACAAGAGCAACAAGAGCAACAAGAGCAGCAAGAGCAGCAGGAGCAGCAAGAGCAGCAGGAGCAGCAAGAGCAGCAGGAGCAGCAAGAGCAGCAAGAGCAGCAAGAGCAGCAGGAGCAGCAAGAGCAGCAGCAGGAGGAGCAGCAGCAGCAGAAGGAGCAGCAGCAGCAGGAGGAUGACGAGGAAGAUCUAAAAGGUUCUGUAGAUACACCAGAAGCAGCAGAAUCAUCAUCAGCAAGAGCAGCUGCUGCUGCUGCUGCUGCUGCUGCUGCAGCAGCAGCAGCAGCAGAGGAAGAGGAUAUACCUGGUGCCCCUCUCCCUGGUGUCCCCUUACAGAAGCAACUGCAGCAAGAAGGAGGUUGGGUGUCUCCUUCUGCUGCUGCACUAGAGGGACUAGUAAUAAAUGUUAUACAGACACCAGCAGCAGCAGCAGCAGGAGGAGGAGCAGCAGCAGCUGCAGCAGCAGAAGCAGCAGCAGCAAAGACUGCAACAGAUGAUCCUAUUAAGUUAUGGAGACAAAGGAGACCCCGUUGCGGUCCGCAGCAGCAGCAGCAGCAGCAGCAGCAGCAGCAGUGGGGGACAGGAGGAGGAGGAGGAAGAGGAGGGAGAGCAACAAGAAUUAGUUCCCUGUACACCAGAGGAAUUAUUAGCUGUGCUGCUGCUGCGUGA